Molecule: messenger RNA, 1692 nt
Organism: Penicillium angulare
Lineage: Eukaryota; Fungi; Ascomycota; Eurotiomycetes; Eurotiales; Aspergillaceae
Gene: gmdA
Product: putative general amidase GmdA
Exons: 4
Coding region: 1-1692 (563 amino acids)
Source: RefSeq, a predicted model, not a curated record
AUGACCGUCAAUCCAAACUGGCGUGUUAAAGGAGAGGCUAAACGACAAGCCAUCCUCAAAGCUAUCCCCGAAAAGUGGAGACUGGCAACCCCGCCUCCCCCAGCAACAGAAAUACGGGAUGUCACUGGAAGUUAUAUUCAACAAUACUUGAACGAGCGAGAAAUUGAGAUUACUGAGUCCGAUGCCGUGGAUAUUGCCAAACAAACCACAUCUGGCGGUUGGUCCGCCGUUGAAGUAACAGAAGCCUUCUGUCAUCGCGCGGCUUUGGCCCAUCAAUUGGUCAACUGUCUACACGAAGUUUUUUUCGAAGCAGCGAUCGAAGAUGCAAGGAAGCUCGAUAAAUAUUUCGCAGAACAUGAAGGCCCCACAGGCCCGCUUCAUGGAUUGCCCGUCAGUUUGAAAGAUCAAUUCCACAUCAAGAGCGUUGAAACGACCAUGGGCUACAUAGGCUGGAUUGGUACAUUCGAAGGCCAGCGAGAUGACCCACGCUACAAGUCCGAAGAAAGCGAGCUCACAAGAGAGCUGCGUAGUCUCGGCGCAGUACUCUACUGCAAGACUAGCGUACCAGCAACACUCAUGGCUGGUGAAACAGUCAACAACAUCAUCGGCUAUACAUGGAACCCCAAGAAUCGACUGCUCUCUUCCGGUGGAAGUUCCGGUGGGGAAGGAGCUUUAAUCGCCUUAAGGGGAUCCCCUGUUGGCAUCGGGACUGAUAUAGGUGGCAGUGUGCGUGCCCCUGCUGGGUUUAAUUUUCUCUAUGGACUGCGACCCUCGUCAGGAAGAAUGCCGUAUCAAGGUGCUGCAAAUUCUAUGGAUGGGCAAAGCUCGAUUCUGUCGGUAAUAGGCCCACUUGCGCAGACUGCACGCUCCUUAUCAUUUAUCUUCAAAUCUAUACUGGUGGCACAACCGUGGUACCAUGAUCCUCUUGUAUUAGAAUUGCCGUGGCGAGAGUCUAUAACCAAAGAGACACGUUCUCUCAUUGACCAAGCGAAGACAGGGAAAUCAACUCUAGCAUUUGGGCUCAUGCCUCAUGAUGGCAUGAACCGUGUACACCCGCCCGUCGCGAGGGCAAUGAGGCUUGUUGAGCAAACUUUGAAACGACUAGGUCAUACUGUCAUCUCUUGGAGUCCGCCGUCCCAUUCCAGAGGCAAUAAAAUAGCUGGCGAAAUAUUUGGCAUGGACGGAGGAAAGAACCUUCAGCAUCAUCUAGGUUUAUCCGGAGAGCCGCAAGCCCCACAGGUAAUUGUUAAACAGGGUGGCAAUGAGCUGAGUGCGUCUAAAAUCGCGGCCCUCAAUGUGUCCAAGCGUGAUUAUCAAAAAGAAUACAUGGACUACUGGAACAGUACGGCAAGGUUGACUGGCACCGGGCGCCCCAUUGACGGAGUUUUGCUUCCCGUGGCACCACAUGCAGCGGCCAUCCCUAAUCACUAUAAAGUAGUCAAUUAUACAGCUUUCGUGAAUGUCCUAGAUUAUACAAGUGUGGUGAUUCCGGUGACAUUUGCCGAUAAAAUGGUUGAUGUGAAGUCCGAUGAUCGCACAUCCAAGUCGGACGAUUAUAUCGAUUGGAGCUAUGAUGCCGAUACUUAUGACGGAGCCCCGGUCGGUGUUCAAUUGCUGGGCAGGAGAUUGCAAGAAGAGAAGAUGUUGACGCUUGCUGAGUAUAUCGGUGAAGAGAUUGCCUUAGAUGCCUGA